Molecule: messenger RNA, 522 nt
Organism: Prunus avium (sweet cherry)
Lineage: Eukaryota; Viridiplantae; Streptophyta; Magnoliopsida; Rosales; Rosaceae
Source: RefSeq, a predicted model, not a curated record
UCGAUGACUUAAACAGGAACCUGUCCUUCCUGGUUGUUUUCUGCGAGCCAGAGCCAUUGGAGUAAUGCCCAUGAUUGACCAGGGAGAGAAAGAUGAUAAGAUUAUUGCAGUCUGUGCCGAUGAUCCAGAAUAUACCCAUUACACUGAACUCAAUGACCUUCCCCCUCAUCGCCUUUCUGAGAUCCGUCGCUUCUUUGAAGACUACAAGAAGAAUGAGAACAAAGAGGUUGCAGUUAACGCCUUUUUGCCUGCAGCCGCUGCUCUUGAAGCUAUCCAGUACUCAAUGGACCUUUAUGCUGAGUACAUAAUGCACACCUUAAGGCGGUAAACAUUCAGGCUACAUUUUCCACUAAUUACAAUAAGUCAUUUUUAUCAAUGGCAGAGGAAGAUUUUAUGCAGAAUUUCCCCAAUUUUACUUUUUGUAUUUUGGAUUAUGAUUGAUGCUUUUUUGGCUGAUCAGUAAAGUGAAAGGAAAUGACUACAGAAUGUUGUUUUCAUUUGUUUAUAUUGGGUAUUCUAUUA